Lentinula edodes (shiitake mushroom) is the source of this 2011-nucleotide messenger RNA. RefSeq lists its product as uncharacterized. The transcript is spliced from 6 exons. Bases 324 to 1871 code for a protein of 515 amino acids. NCBI's taxonomy places the organism in Eukaryota, Fungi, Basidiomycota, Agaricomycetes, Agaricales, Omphalotaceae. Gene Ontology annotation, molecular function: oxidoreductase activity. The record is from RefSeq and is a predicted model, not a curated record.
UGAAUCAAGGGAAAUGAGUCGGUUUUAAGUGAACAGGCUAAAUUACUGGACGCAAAUGAACUAGCUUGUGAUAGGUCCGUGUUUAUGCACACGCUCAAUUUUAUUGAAGUUUCUGAAUCUUCAACGUUCAACAUCCGAGUCUCAAUUAGGACCUGGCUUCGCGUGUGUUUGUGUUGGUGGACCAUGUCUAUCUUUCGAAGCAAGGUCACGCAAGGAUCAUGUCGUAACUAUGACUGGGAGACAGUGGAUGCAACCUUCUGUGAACUUUUACCCUUGUGACCUCUGGCAAUGACCAAGGUUUCACGACGUAUAAAAAGACGAAAAUGUCUUCCAGCUCCGACACAGCCAGUUUCGACCUUUUUCCUACUCCUAGUUCAGCACUUCCUCACGCACUUUCUCCGACAUGGUGGCCUGGGAGCACCCCCGAUUCAACUGCAAUCCUUCGUCAAUUACUACAGGAAAAUCACGAAAAAUGGCAUAUCUUCUUUAAUAAUAUAGGUUUUCACAAUCACAUAUCUCACCGCCUCCUCGCGCUGUGGGCCCUCGGCGCUAAUAAAGAGGUCCUGAAAGCUGCAUACGAGUCCGACUCUGAGCCAGACAAAGAAAGACCCGCGUUCUCUUCCCCAGAGCCAAUAACUUCUGCAAACUUUCGUGAUCACCUAUAUUUCAAUGCCUACGUAAAAUUCUUCACCGAUAUUCUCAUGGUCCAGAAGAAGGAUGUUGCUUCCGUGCUGGAAGAUUUCGUGUUCUCCGGGCUCGAUGUCAAAGCGCGCGAGGAGAAUGGAAGAAUCAUACAAUCUCCGUUGUUCGUUCCUUUCUUUGAAGGACUGCUGCAUGCCUUGAUCUUUGUAGGAUACGGUUUGGAGUUCAGCUUACCAGGAAUGAUCAUUGAAGGCUUAGCGCUAGCUGCAGUUCAUAGACCCACACCCGGCUUCGAGGAACUCGUUUCUCCGUCCCACGAGACAGGCUCUGGAAAUUAUAAUAUUGAGAAUCUGACUCUCAAGUCCCGUAAAUCGUUGGAUACAGGCUUUCAUGGAACACACGCCUUCACCAUCCUGGCCCAUGUCAUGAAAGACCCAAUAUUGGUGGUGAAGGAGGCCAAUGCUGACGAUAUAUUCGCGUUUCUUUCAGAAAAAGAAGGGGAGAAAAGUAAAUUAUUGCGUCAAUACAGUGACCGGUGGUCAUUCAACGCAUCUGAUGCCAAAGAAGUGGAACGAAAGAUUGAAGAAUUGCAAUGGAUGAAUACCUUGAUAUUCACUGUCGCAGGUUUUAAGAAAUCAAAAGAAGAUGAUUUUCGAGCUGAUUUCUAUUUUAUGCAUCUCGUCACUUCAUCACUGUUUCUUCCCUCGUUAACAGCGCAUUUGUCUCCGUCUUCCCAAGAGCUACUGUUGCGAGGGUAUUUCGCCAUCAGCCUGGCUUUCUAUGUUGCUCGCGGCCGUCCAAAGAUUGAUCCAAAGCCCUUGUUUGAAGUCGCGAUGGAUGAUAAUGUAUUUGAUCCUGAGAAGGAACCAUCUAUUGCUCCGCCAGCUCUUAGCAUACUUUCUUCAUCUUCCAAGGAAUCCAAGGAACCCAAUUUGUGGCUUCCUCUCAUCUCGCGCGCGAUACUCCACCCGGAUGACCAUGUCCCAAAAUUUCAGCGCGCUGUGGCGCACUAUGCGACUUUGUACGGAUCUACACCAAAAGGGUUUUUCGAUGGGCUUGGAAUCGAAUUAAAUGGGGUGGACAGGAUUGACGGCACCCUUUUUGCAAGAGCGGGAGCUUUGACCCAGAGGAGACUAGGAAGAGAUCGUGAAGGUAAAUCAUUGGCGUCUUAUUGGGAUUUUGAAGGAUUUUACGGAGAGGACGGGGAGAAGAGCAACGAUGAUUUUUGACUGUUACGUAUAUUGAUUGAAGUUGAAAUAAGCGACUUGUACCUACGCUUGACAUCUUUAGUUCUAACAGUGACAAAUACUGUACUGACUGAUCCUUUUACAACUCUAAAUCCAAUGAGCGAGACAGCACCAUACGGUAC